ACCACCGAUCCAGAUCCAGAUCCAGAUCCACCGCCACUCAGGCCUGUUCGCUCGCCCAGCCGCACGCCCACCGCCUGAAAACAGCGCAGCGCCAUGGUCCGAGAGCUUGAUCCGCCCCUCGCCAAUAAGGCAUUUGUCAACAGCGCCCUCGCCGAAGGAGUGAGAGCGGACGGUCGCGGCCCAUAUGACUUCCGCUCCAUCAAGAUCACCUUUGGCUCGACACCGGGCCAUGCCGAGGCACAGCUGGGGAAAACGAGAGUUCUGGCCCGGGUUUCCUGCGAGCUUGUUCGACCCCGACCAAACAACCCCAGCGAAGGAUUUGUGAAGUUCUCGACGCAUUUUUCGCCCAUGGCCUCGCCUGGCUUUGAGGUCGGAAGAAUGUCGGACGACGAGGUUUUGGUCAGCCGAAUGCUAGAGAAGGCGCUGCGCAAGAGCCGGGCUGUCGAUACCGAAGGCCUCUGCGUCAUUGCUGGAGAAAAGGUGUGGUCGAUCCAAGUGGACAUCCGAGUUCUGGACCACGAAGGGAACUUGCUCGACUGUGCCUGCAUCGCCGCAAUCUCGGCGUUGCUCCACUUCAGACGUCCGGAUGUCACUGUUCGCGGAACCGAGGUCAUCAUCCACCCAAUGGACGAGCGCAACCCCAUCCCUCUCAGCGUCCACCACAUCCCUGUCUGCGUCAGCUUUGCAUUUUUUGACGGAGGGAACUUGCUGGCCGUCGAUCCGUCGUCGCUUGAAGAGCAAGUCGAGGAAUCCAGCAUGACCAUGGUCGUCAACAUCCACCGCGAGCUGUGCACCCUCUCAAAAGCCGGCGGCGUUCCGCUCGACAUGGCAACCAUCCUGCGAUGCUCGCAAAUCGCUGCCGUCAAAGGCGCUGAAGUAACUGAGCUGAUUCGGGCAGCUGUCAAUGCCGCGCUAUCGGAGAAACGAUAGCUAGUGCGCCCUCCCCCAACGUUCGUGUGCAGAGCUAAGGCUGCUCUCCGUU
Polychytrium aggregatum is the source of this 982-nucleotide messenger RNA. RefSeq names its product ribosomal protein S5 domain 2-type protein. Gene Ontology annotation, biological process: U5 snRNA 3'-end processing; nuclear polyadenylation-dependent rRNA catabolic process; U1 snRNA 3'-end processing. NCBI's taxonomy places the organism in Eukaryota, Fungi, Chytridiomycota, Chytridiomycetes, Polychytriales. Bases 94 to 930 code for a protein of 278 amino acids. The transcript has 7 exons. The record is from RefSeq and is a predicted model, not a curated record. Gene Ontology annotation, cellular component: cytoplasmic exosome (RNase complex); nuclear exosome (RNase complex).